CCGUUUCCGCCCGGCCUGGGGAGAAGCUGCUGCUGCUGCUGCCAGGGGGAGGGGCUGGUGCCGCGGCCGCCGCUGAGGGCUUGCGCUCCCGCUGGCUGCCCAGGAGACGCCGUGGCGCUGAGCCGGGCCUAGUGCCGUGCGGGGGCCCGGGGAACGGGCCGGCCAGGUUUCCCCAUGUCCGUGACGUGUUGGCCGAGGCUCUGCGGCUCCUCUCCGCCCUCGGAGCGGCCAGUCGCUGCCCUCUGGACUCCGUGAUCCCCGACGGGCGUCAUGAGCAUUGCAAUCCCUCUGGGAGUCACCACACCAGAUACGUCCUACUCCGACAUGGCUGCAGGAUCGGACCCUGAGUCUGUGGAAGCUAGUCCAGCUGUCAGUGAGAAGAAUGUGUACUCCAGCCACGGCUAUGGGGCCACCCAGAAACACAGCUAUCGCGGGCUGCCUUACGCAGAUCAUAAUUAUGGAGCCCCUCCUCCUCUAACACCGCCUCCUGUCCAGACCAUUAUACCUCGUGCAGAACUGAACGGCCUGCAUUCGCCUGAUGAGGAGAACUCCGGGGACAGUGAGAGCUCCUCAGAAGGAGAAUCCAUUCCCGCCUGGUGCCACUGCAGUGUCUCCCAAGAUGGUUUCCUCCUCAAGUGUGACAAGUGCAGAGGAAUGAGCAGGGGGAAGGUGAUAAGGCUCCGCCGUCGGAAGCAGGACAACGUGUCAGGUGGGGAGAGCAGUGCAACCGAGAGCUGGGAUGAAGAACUUUCUCCCUCUACGGUGCUGUACACAGCUACGCAGCACACCCCUACAAGCAUCACGCUGACCGUCAACCGCGUCCGUAGAAGCAAACCUAAGAAGAGGAAGAGAAGUACAGAAAAAGCUCGCACUGCUCCAAAGGCCAAAAAGAUCAAGGCUUUUCGAGAGGGUUCCCGGAAGUCUCUGAGGAUGAAGAAUUCCCCUUCUGAAGCACACGCCUUGGAUGAAAACACAGCCGAAGGGUGGGAGAACCGAAUACGACUCUGGACGGAUCAGUACGAAGAAGCCUUUACGAACCAGUACAGUGCUGAUGUCCAGAACUUGUUGGAGCGUCAUCUAAACUCUAACAAAGACUGUGUGGGCAAAACUAUGAUGCUAGACACGAUCAACAAAACAGAGCUGGCCUGCAAUAAUACCGUCAUCGGGUCCCAGAUGCAGCUGCAGCUGGGAAGGGUGACUCGGGUUCAGAAGCACCGGAAGAUCCUGAGGGCAGCAAGAGACUUGGCACUUGAUACCCUUAUAAUUGAGUAUCGAGGGAAGGUUAUGUUACGACAGCAAUUCGAGGUCAAUGGGCAUUUCUUCAAAAAGCCAUAUCCCUUUGUGCUGUUCUACUCCAAGUUCAAUGGCGUUGAAAUGUGCGUUGAUGCCCGCACCUUUGGUAACGAUGCCAGGUUCAUCAGGCGUUCCUGCACUCCAAACGCAGAGGUUCGUCAUGUGAUUGCUGAUGGGAUGAUCCACCUGUGUAUCUAUGCUGUUGCCACCAUUGCCAAGGACACAGAGGUUACCAUCGCCUUUGACUAUGAGUACAACAUCUGCAGCAACUAUAAAGUGGACUGUGCAUGUCACAAGGGGAACCGGAAUUGCCCUGUGCAGAAACGUAGCCCAAAUGCUGCAGAACACCUACCUCCACCUGUUUUAGGCACACUGAUUGGGGCAGAAACACGCCGGCGAAAAGCCCGUCGAAAGGAGCUAGAGAUGGAACAGCAGGGCAUUGCAUCGGAUGAGAACAGCAGUCAACAAACAGAGGAAGUUCCUGAGGGACCUCCAGCAGUCAGUGACAAUGAGGUGGUAGAGAAGGAGGAGAAACAAGAAGGGGAGAAAGAGGAACCUGUAGAUGAGCAGGGAGCCUUGGUCCACGGCCGACGGUCCCGGGAAGACAGAAAGGUAGAAGCCAUCAUGCAUAUGUUUGAAAACUUAGAAAAGAGAAAGAGGAGACGAGAGCAACCAUCAGACCGUAACAGCACCGAUGCUGAAACCAGCAUCAAUUCUGAAGCUCCUGAGUCGGAGGAAGUAAAAACAGAAACUCCUGAAGUUGAAGAUGGAAGUUCAGCACUGAGUGCCGCUGCUCCCAAUGUGUCGAACAGUAACAGCAGUACUGGGGUGAACACACGGCGGUCUUCACAAGUAGUGGAUGCUGUCGCCGAAAAAACACUUACUAAGCCAGCUCCAGCAAAACCCUCCAGGCCCCGACCAAAAAGUCGCUUCUCUCGAUACCGGACAAGUUCAGCCCAAAGACUGAGAAGGCAGAAACAAGCCAGUUCCCAGCAAGCUGAACUCGCACAGGCUGUCCCAGAGGAAGGAAGCACUGCCAGCUUGGUAACCGCAACAGAUGUCAGCAAUGUGGAAGGUCCAGGAGAAGGCAGACAGUUGACAGGAUCUGACCCAACUGCUGUCCUGGCUGCAGGAUCUCAGACAAAUCGAGCUGCAGUAAAGUACCCCAAAACGAAAAAGUAUCUUGUUACCGAAUGGCUGAAUGACAAGGCGGAAAAGCAGGAGUGCCCCAUUGAAUGCCCUCUGCGCAUUACUACAGACCCGACAGUUUUAGCGACGACCCUAAACAUGUUGCCAGGUCUCACCCACUCCCCGCUGAUUUGUACCACGCCUAAACACUACAUUCGUUUCGGUUCACCUUUCAACCCCGAGAGACGUCGAAGGCCAUUUCUGUUGGAUGGAAUUUACAGCUCCUGUAAAAAGCGCUGGAUCAAACAAGCCCUGGAAGAGGGGAUGACUCAGACCUCACCAGCUACACAAGAGAACAGAACCCAGUGUCUAUACCAAAGUAACGAGAACAGCAGUUCUUCCAGCAUCUGCAAAGAUGACACAGACUUGCUGAGUCCCCUGAAGAAAUGGAAAUCUCGCUACUUGAUGGAGCAGAACGUUAAGAAGUUGCUGAGGCCGCUGUCUCCCGUCACCCCUCCGCCUCCCAUCCCGUCGGUCCCCGGCUCGGUGAGCCCGCAGCUGGCUACACCCUGCUCUUCGCUGCCGGGAGAGGAGGAGAGUCGCAACAGUUACGGCGUGAUGUUCUCACCAAUUCCUUCUCUGGCUGCUAGUCGCUGCAAUACUCCACUACAGUUUGAGAACGUAUCGUCCCCUGAGAGUUCCCCUGCGCAUAGGCCCGAGUCCAUGUCACCCGAGCUCAGCCUCCGAUCCGACCCGGAUUUGAAGGGUGGGUACCCGGAUUCCAGUGCAAACAGCUGCCCAGAACGACCAUCGCUGCUCAGCUUUGGCUCUUCCGACCUGGCUCCGCAACCCUCCAUAAACUCAACUUCAGAGACGAACUUCCCAGGGAAAAGUGGGGAAGCGCAGAUGCUGCUACGAAGCUCUGAUCAGGCUUUUCGGACAGAGUUUAAUUUAAUGUAUGCCUUCUCCCCAUUGAACGCUAUGCCACGUGUAGACGGGUUGUCGCGGGGACCUGCUCCUUUGGGAGAGAGGAAGCCAAUAAACUCGGAAGCGGGAUGCUGCAGCUCUCCUGCCGAAGGGUAUUUCAGCAGACACGAGUCAGGGCUGCUGAAGGAGCCAGCGCAUGGAUCCAUGUCUCCCUGCGGCGAGAGGGCUUGUGAAGGCGUCAGGUCUGCUCCCCAGAAUCCGCCACAAAGGAAGAAGGUGUCUCUGCUAGAAUACCGCAAGCGGAAACAAGAAGCCAAGGAGGGAGGCGAUUCGGGGCGAUGUGCAGGGACUCCGACCCGACAGGGCAGCAGCGGUUCCGGGACUGACACAGACGGCUCCAGCCUGCCAGGCUCCGCAGCACGAACCCCGUCCUCCCCGCAAAGCGGCUUCUCCCCUUCUCAUCCCUCCCUGCCUCACGUAGAGGACGUCAGCCCGCCGGACUCGAGGGGGGUUGGUUCCUCAUCGUCACUUAGCAAAUCCCAGGAGAGCAUCAGCAAUAGGUGUUGCCAAGAUACAGCCAUCACAAUGUAAACAGAUGUGCUGCUGCCCAGUAAACCCAGCCUUGCAGAAAACUGUCUCCAGCAAAACAAUAGCAGCAACGAAGGUGUGAAUUCACCCCCUCACCCCAUUCACCUCCAUGAGGUGUGAACUCUGGCCCCUUUUCCCUUCUGCUUCAUUGAGGGGUGAACAUCAAUGUCUGGGCUAUUUAGUUAUUAAAAAAAAAUAAGCUAGUGUAAAGCACAGGUUUAAAUAUAUCUUUAAAAAGAAAAAAGUUAAAUACAGAAAUCUGUUAAUAUGGUGUUAAGCUGCAUACUGAUGUGGUAUGCAGUACAUUUAAUGUUAUACUAAAUAUUUAAAUUCAGGCAUUUUUAAGGCGCGUGUUCUUCGGUGUCUAGCAUAGAAGCAUCGUGAAUCCCUGAUCAAGGUACUGUGAUCUUGUAGGUUAAAACACAUAUUUCCAAAGAGAUUUGGAUGGUCUUGUGGAUGGCAGAUGAAAUAUUGACCGAGGGCUCUGGGAUUUGCCUGUGGCUUUCUUUUUCCUUCUACAGUUUGGCUUUAGGAAAGCCACUUUUCACCCUCAGACUAGACACUUGUCAUAUAUAACGGAACAAGAUCUAGCACUGAUCUUGAGCAGAGAAUUUUCACGUUACAGAAUGAGUGGGACAAAGUAGCAUUAAUGGCCAACCUAGCUCUGCUCCAGGAACGUUGCAUUACCUGACUGCACUAUCUUGACACUGUAUUAUCGUUAAGGCAUUGGGUUUGCUUCUUGUUAGUUUGAGUAAAAGUAAUCUAUGCAAAAUAACUGCGUUUAAUUUCAAAACAAUACCAGGAUUUUUGAAAUGCUGUUGAAUCUCAAAACAGUUUUUCUGGGAGAUGGUGUCCUGUAAUCAGGUGGUUUACUGAACGGGAUGUUUGUACCGUGUUUUUGGUAAGAGUGAAGAUUCUGCAUUUCUGAGGGCAGUGCUGUCAUGGCAGCCGGUGACUGGCAGGCUGGAAUCCCACAGGAGAUAUUUACAUUGCCAAAGCAGCUCAGAAGUUUAUUCCUCAUCUGCUGGUCUCUGAUCCCUCCCUUCUGUGCCGGGGCUUUGCAUUUGCACUAACAUCAUACCGGUGAAUUUAAACAGAAACGUAAACCUGUUCUUUGAUUAUACCAAGGACCCCACAGACCCCUUGGGCGUUGGUGACGUUGCUCUGGGCUGUAGAAGAGGAAUCCUCAGCUCUGACCGGUUUUUUG
Molecule: messenger RNA, 5143 nt
Organism: Columba livia (rock pigeon)
Lineage: Eukaryota; Metazoa; Chordata; Aves; Columbiformes; Columbidae
Gene: SETD5
Product: SET domain containing 5
Exons: 22
Coding region: 271-3939 (1222 amino acids)
Biological process (GO): regulation of DNA-templated transcription
Cellular component (GO): Rpd3L-Expanded complex; Set3 complex
Source: RefSeq, a predicted model, not a curated record